Molecule: messenger RNA, 3314 nt
Organism: Sodiomyces alkalinus F11
Lineage: Eukaryota; Fungi; Ascomycota; Sordariomycetes; Glomerellales; Plectosphaerellaceae
Exons: 4
Coding region: 308-2983 (891 amino acids)
Source: RefSeq, a predicted model, not a curated record
GUUCGUAUUUUCUUAUUUUACUCCUCUCCCCUCAGUUCUGCACCUACCUUAUCCUUUCCACGAUUACCGUUCACGUACAACAAGCCUUGUCUUUUUUUUCCCACAAUAAUUCGUGAUACCCCUUCAAACCCUAAUAACGACCAUCGCGGCGUCUCUUCCACCUAACGACCGACAAACCCAUAUACUCCCCCACGGUUAAUACAGCCACCGUCAUCACGUCGACUUGAUUCGCAACCACUCCGUAUACCUCGUGUGAUCUCUGAUCUCUUUGGACUAGUUGGACUACCCGUCUGCCCAUCUGCCCACCAUGUCCGUCAACGUCAACAAACCCACCGACAUGAAGCAAAAGGAGGCCGAUGUCCACCGCAAGCUCCAGCUCUACGGCAUCAUCUCCGCUUUCCAGCUCGGCAAAGUUCCUUCCAACGAUCAAAUUGAUGUCGCCCUGAACAGCUUCCUCGCCUCCAAGCCCAUCUCAAACCCUUCCGACAAGCUAUCCGAGGAAGGCAGGUCACUUGUCGCGGACGCUCGCACCGUCGUCAAGAACGCCCAGCAUCUGCUUCUCUCCAGAAACCAGGGCAACCUGCUCCAGGACUUCAUCUGGCAAACCCAGCAUUGGGAUGCCAAAUCUCUCAGCCGUCCUGGUGCUCCCGUUGAUAAGCAGACUGCUCAACAGCAUGGUGACCAGGCCCUCAACGGCUUGAGGACACUGGGGACGCUCAUCAUCACCAAUGGGCAGUUCCGCAAGCUACUCAAGGAUGCUACUGUCUUGCUCCGAGACAUUGCUGGCGAUGCCGCGACGAAUGCCGCCUCGCACGUUAGGCCGUCCCAGGAAGAACUCGCGGACAUCGACAAUCCUGCGCAGGAUAACGUUUGGCACGACGCCCCCAAGUUUUCUAAGGAGAACUGGAAGCAGGAGGCCCAGAAUAUCUACAAAGGUGACCCCAAAAAAGAUCUCCGGGACACCGCCCAUGCAGCCAAACAAGAUGCUACCGCUGUCGGUAGCCAGACACUUCCCCAGCGGUCGGGUAGAGAUGGGACUGCCGCCGCCAGUGAGCGGCAGGGCGUUCAGCAAACCACGGACGCCAACGGCAAUGCCACGGGCAACCUCAAGGAGCGGGUUGAACAAAACGUUGACCCGGAAACCAAGGAGAAGAUUCGGAAGCGCAACGAAGAGUAUCGCCGUAAGGCCCGGGAGUAUCUUAACAAGAAGGUGCCCGAAUCUCGUCGGGACCAAACCGUCUUGCGCCUGAAGAAGAUGGUUCUUGAAUGCCAGCAGCACCCCGACUACUCGCAAGCCAUCGAGACCAUUCUCGACCUGAUCGAGCAGUACAGCCAGCAUUCCCGCGCAAUCGCCGAGGGUGGUUCUGGCACCGUCAGGGAAGCCCGCGGCGGUCUUGCCCAAGCCGAGUCCGAUCUCAGAACGCUGAUUGAGCGAUUUGCCAACGGCACUUCUACUGGAGACCUCUGGUCUCACAUUGGCCAGAUAUACCGCGAUGCCGACCAUGAUCCCGAGCUGAAGAACUGGUUCAAGGCCAUGAACCAGUACAUCCGGCGCUGCCUCCUCCAGCAGGGCUAUAUCCUUGAGGACUCGUCGAAUGAGGAAUGGAACCGACUAUAUGAUCACGGUCGUUAUCUUCUCCGCGAGAAGUACCGGACCAACACCGAUCGGGUCGUGGAUGAGCUGCGCUUCAUUAUGAACGAGUUCGACAACGAUCAACAGAACAAGGCUUUCGGACAGUCGAUCCGGAAGCUCUUUAAUGAUCUGGGCAACGACGAGAAUGGGAAGCCCGUCUUCAAGCCUCAUCUGGUCAAGGACCUCACCGGUGUGAUCAUCCCGGGCGUCUUGGAGAACCUUGCCUACGUUCCGGUGCCCCGCAUUGAGUACUCCGACCAUCAAGUCGACGCUGUCAUCGAGAACCUCGUGAUCGAAUCGGACAACUUCACUCCCAACAUCUUGGAGAUCAAUUCGGAGCAUCACUUCCGUUGGGGCCGUAAGAGGAUUGCCAAUAAGAACAAGCAAGUCUUCGACGUUAAGGUCUCCGGCAUCCAGAUGGACCUGCGGGAUGUCAGCUACCAUAUUAAACGCAAGGAGGGCUUCCCAUCUAUCACGGACACCGGUGUAGCAGACUUCUUGCUUGCCGGUGAAGGUCUCACCUUCGAGAUGAAGUGUGCCACUGCCGAUAAGUUGGACAGCCAGAACUUCUUUAAGAUUGAGAAGGUCGACGUGGAGAUCAAGCACAUGAACGUCAAGCUCAAGCAAUCCAACCACAAGCUGCUCUUCAAGUUGUUCAAGCCGAUAAUGAUGAAGGUUCUCAGGCCUGCACUGCAAAAGGUUGUCGAGGCGAGCAUCAAGGACCAGGCCAACAAGCUCGACAGGAUGCUCUUCCAGAUGAAGCAAGAGGCUGACCGUGCCCUGGAGGAGGCCCGUUCCGACCCCGAACAUGUUCCCAACAUUUACAACCGCUACUACAACGCCAUGCAGAAACGCAUCCUCCAGAAUAGGGAGAAGGCCAAGGAGGUGGCCGCGGAUAAGAAGUUCAACAUGGCCAUCACCAUGGAGGACAGCAUCUUCCCCAAUGUGAAGCUGCCAGGCGGCAUUAGCACGAAGGCUACCGAGUAUAGGGAAUUGGCCCGCAAAGGCGAGCGUUGGGAGAGCCCGGUUUUCUCCAUCGGCACGGCCAACAAGUCCACCGACAUCCCCGAGGCGCCCAAGAUCCAACGCAAGACGCACGUGCCCAAGGGCAGCCCGACAGGUCGUCAGGGCGGUCAGGAUGGUUUCGCUGGUCAACAUCCUAUUGGUAGUACCCAGGGUGGUGCAUAUGAUUCCGCCAUGGGCUCUCGCAUGGCUCAAGACGCUUCGCGGGUCCUUGGAGGCUCGGAUGUCCAAAGCAUCCCGGGUCAAACUCAGACCGUUGUCCCUCAGACCGUUGUCCCUCAGACUGUUGGCCCUCAGACUUCGACCACGAUCCCGCAGUACUACUAAUCAGAUCACCCACUCCCCCUUUAUUUCCUUUGUUAUGGUUACGAAAAAUCGUUCAUGUUCUUAGGGUAUACCCGGAUGAGAUCGGAGGGUAAAUAAGCAGUGCCUCCUACGGCAAUUCUUUCUCAGGUCUUCGUUUAGUGUUCUCCUACAACAAUUCUUGCUAGUCGCGGCUCUUUAUAGCUCUUUAUUCAGUGCGUUGCGCCUUACCGGACGCUCAGCAUGGAUGGGGUUUCAGGAAGGGUAGUGUCGAGAUGUUCAACAGCCAUAGUUAGAUGUCUCUUCCUACCGUGUAUGUAGUGCGAACCUAAAAUCAAGAUUAGCUUUGUUUUAG